This is a messenger RNA of Prunus dulcis (almond), 1841 nucleotides long. Its product is annotated as alpha-L-fucosidase 1. Gene Ontology annotation, biological process: glycoside catabolic process; fucose metabolic process. Gene Ontology annotation, cellular component: lysosome. The record is from RefSeq and is a predicted model, not a curated record. The coding region runs from base 143 to 1780 and encodes 545 amino acids. Gene Ontology annotation, molecular function: alpha-L-fucosidase activity. NCBI's taxonomy places the organism in Eukaryota, Viridiplantae, Streptophyta, Magnoliopsida, Rosales, Rosaceae. The transcript is spliced from 3 exons.
CAACCUUUACCAGACCACAAGACCCACUAGUAGUUCUAUUUCAGUCAUCCAAAUAAAAAAAUAAAAAAAGAAAAAGAAAAACAACUCGUUUAAGACUGGAAGUCAAAAACUCUGCAUAAUCUCUGCCUGCCUCCCAAGCAUCAUGAAGAAGAAGAGGCAGAGCAUCCACAAGGCCACCUCUCACCUGCACAACCCAAUAACCCAAACACCAAUUUUCACAAAUUCAAUUUCACAACUCACCCUUUUCAUCUUUCUCUCACUCUCACUCACGCCCUUAUCUCUCUCUUCUUCUUCUUCAUCCUCACUACCCAAAAAGCCACCUCCUCUUCCCAUUCUGCCCCUCCCCUCAGCUCCCCAGCUCCAAUGGCAACUUGGGCACAUGGCCAUGUUUCUCCAUUUUGGACCCAACACCUUCACAGACUCAGAAUGGGGCACAGGCCACGUUGACCCUUCAGCCUUCAACCCCACCAAGCUCAAUGCCACUCAGUGGGUCAAAGUGGCCAAAGACUCGGGCUUUUCCCGCGUAAUUCUCACUGCAAAGCACCACGAUGGGUUCUGCUUGUGGCCCACUGAGUACACCAACUACUCGGUGAGCUCCAGCCCCUGGAGGAAUGGUGGUGGUGAUGUUGUUGGUGAGCUGGCUAUGGCUGCUAGGGAAGCAGGUAUUGGAUUGGGGCUUUACCUUUCGCCGUGGGAUCGGCAUGAACCGUUCUAUGGGAAGACUUUGGAGUAUAACGAGUUCUACAUGGGGCAAAUGACAGAAUUGCUGACAAGGUACGGAGAGAUCAAGGAGGUGUGGUUGGAUGGUGCAAAGGGGGAGGGGGAGAAAGACAUGGAAUAUUUUUUUGAUUCUUGGUUUAGUCUCAUUCAUCAACUCCAGCCAGGGGCUGUCAUUUUUUCCGAUGCUGGUCCUGACACCAGGUGGGUUGGGGAUGAAGCUGGCGUUGCCGGGUCUACUUGUUGGUCUCUUUUCAAUCGGAGUGAUGCAAAGAUCGGCGACACUGAUUACCAAUAUUCAAGUGGAGGAGACCCAUUUGGUCAUGAUUGGGUACCAGCUGAGUGUGAUGUCUCAAUCAGACCUGGUUGGUUUUGGCAUUUGUCAGAACUUCCAAAAUCUGCAAGGACUCUUCUUGACCUAUACUACAAAUCAGCUGGCAGAAAUUGUCUCUUGUUACUUAAUGUACCCCCAAACUCUUCAGGUCUCAUAUCAUCAGAAGAUAUCCAAGUGCUUCAAGAAUUCAGUGAGCUCCGGAGGUCAAUAUUCUCACAUAAUCUGGCCAUAAAUGCCCUUAUCAAUGCAAGCUGUACGCGAGGAGGUAGUAGCCAUUCUUGGUUCAACCCCUACAAUGUCGUCAAAGAAGGUAUUCAGUCCUAUUGGGCCCCUGAGGUAAAUCAGUCUAAUUGGAUUCUAUACUUGAACCUUCAAGAAAUAGUAUCAUUCAACAUUCUGCAAGUUCAAGAGCCAAUUCAAAUGGGACAGCGGGUUAUUGAGUUCCAUCUUGAGGUCCUGAAUGAAGAUGGGGAGUGGAAUGAAGUAAUUAAUGGCACCACAAUCGGAUAUCAAAGGCUUCUGCAAUUUCCGACGGUAAAAUCUCAGUACUUGAGGUUUGUUAUUGACAAGGCCCGGGCAGACCCUCUUAUUUCCUACUUGGGUAUAUAUAUGGAUGAAUUUUCCAUUUUGAGCAACUUAUCUAAUACAACCUCACAAGCAGGCAUCAAUGGCAGUCAAGUUCUGCAUGGCCAUAUUGAAUCCAAUCAUUCUCAAAUUUCUGCCAUAUAGUGUUUGUAUAUUUCCAUUGAAUGUAAAUAUACUAUCAUCUUCAAUUUUUUCUCCUUUCUAA